This is a messenger RNA of Hibiscus syriacus, 1299 nucleotides long. Its product is annotated as aspartic proteinase CDR1-like. Gene Ontology annotation, cellular component: extracellular region. Gene Ontology annotation, molecular function: aspartic-type endopeptidase activity. The transcript has 2 exons. Lineage: Eukaryota; Viridiplantae; Streptophyta; Magnoliopsida; Malvales; Malvaceae. Gene Ontology annotation, biological process: proteolysis. Bases 1 to 1299 code for a protein of 432 amino acids. The record is from RefSeq and is a predicted model, not a curated record.
AUGUAUCUUUGUAAUUAUAUGGCCGUUAUUGUUUUAGCUAUCCUUUCUCUCCCAACCCUUUGCCUUGUUGAUGCUCAAAAUGGUGGUUUCAGUGUCGAAUUAAUCCACCGUGACUCCAUUAGAUCCCCCUUUUACAAUCCUUCGGAAACCACCUCUGUUCGUGUCACCAAUGCCUUGCGUCGUUCCUUCGAUCGUGUUAAUCACUUCAAGCUGAGUUCUGUCACAACAAAGGCAGUAGAAGCUGAACUCAUUGCGAAUUCGGGUGAAUAUCUGAUGAAUAUAUCAGUUGGCAGCCCAGGUUUUGAUGUUGUUGCAAUAGCUGAUACAGGAAGUGAUCUUAUUUGGACUCAAUGCAAGCCUUGUUCUCAGUGUUUCAAGCAAGAAGCUCCACUUUUCGACCCUAGUAAAUCAUCUACUUACAGAAAGCUUUCUUGCAAUGCAAGUCAAUGUAACAGCCUCCAAGGGAGCUCUUGUUCUACUGAUAAUACUUGCCAAUAUUCAGUCUCUUACGGCGAUACAUCUUUUUCAAAUGGUGAUCUUGCUGCCGAUACACUCACCUUGGCUUCGACAACCGGUCAGCCCAUGGCUGUUCCUAAAACAGUCAUCGGUUGUGGACACAACAAUGACGGAACGUUCAAUGAGAAAACCUCUGGCAUUAUCGGCCUCGGAGGUGGUGAAGUUUCACUUAUUUCCCAACUGGGAGCUUCCAUUGCAGGCAAAUUCUCCUAUUGCUUGUUGCCAAUUUCUGAAACAGGAAAUUCCAGCAGACUGAACUUUGGUUCCAAUGCAGUAGUUUCAGGAACUGGAGUUGUUUCGACUCCAUUGGUUAAAAGUUCCCCCGACUCUUUCUACUACUUAACCCUUGAGGCCAUCAGUGUUGGAACCAAGAGAAUCGAGUUCACAGGCUAUUCUACCGGUUCACAUGAAGGCAACAUGAUCAUUGAUUCAGGCACUACUUUGACGUUGCUUCCAUCAGAUUUUUACUUGGAACUUGAGUCAGCCGUGGAUAGCCAUAUUAAUGCCACAAAGGUUGAAGGACCUCAGGGUCUGAGUUUAUGCUAUGAAGCUCAAAACGACAUUGAAUUUCCUGAUGUUACUGUACAUAUCACUGAUGCCGAUGUGAAGUUGAAGCCAUUGAAUACCUUCGUUCUGGUUUCUGAUAAAACUAUAUGCUUGGCUUUCAGUUCCAUACAAGAUUUUGCAAUCUAUGGAAACAUAGCACAGAUGAAUUUCUUGAUUGGAUAUGAUAUUGGGAAGCAGACGAUCACGUUUAAGCCAACUGAUUGCUCCAACAACUAG